UCAACAAGGAAGUGCCUUCAAUUUGCAUAAUUUAUGCACCAACUCGGUUGCCAUAGUUACAAGUCGAAACACGAACACUGUUAUGGCCGGUCGAAACGACGUUAACUGUGUGCUAGCGUAACAUCUCCUCCGUUUAGUUUCCGUUACGUAUUCCCCGCUAGUUGUUUUCCAAAAUGUCAACAGCUCCUGUUCAGAGAGUAUUUUUUGGCAGCUCUCAGGAGAGGAAACUCUUCCCCUUCCAUUAUGCACCAGACCGGCUGGGAAACCAAAUGUCACGACAGGAAGCGCCGAAUGUCGGUCCUGGCUGCUAUGACAACCAUGAGUUUGGCACCAUAGUUUAUGACUUACAGAUGACACCACAGAGUAAGAAAGGAUAUGGUCUCUCUGCGAGGACUGCAGCACGCUUUCCACCUUGUAGCAAGACAGUGACCCCUUCACCACAGCAGUACCAGCAGGAUCAAAGCCAGUCCAGAAUCUCCCCUCCUGGAAAAACACCUUUCAACUCAGCUACACAGAGGUUCAAAAUGACAUCACGCACCGCUGAGGAAAGUCCAGGCCCUGGGACCUACACCCAUGACGCAGUAACAAACAGGAAAGUGAGCUGGCCGAUGUGCUUUGGGAGCCCAGACUGGACCAGACUACCUCAGCUGGAGAAAAAGUCACUCAGGGUGAAGCUAAACAGUGAAAAGGAGUUCCUGAAGCAAAGGAGCAGAGUGGCCUACCUGAGUUUGUACUAUUAACUCUCUGAUGGAUGAAGA
Messenger RNA from Seriola dumerili (greater amberjack), 758 nucleotides. RefSeq names its product primary cilia formation (gene pifo). Gene Ontology annotation, molecular function: cytoskeletal protein binding. The transcript has 5 exons. Bases 174 to 740 code for a protein of 188 amino acids. Gene Ontology annotation, biological process: regulation of cell projection organization. NCBI's taxonomy places the organism in Eukaryota, Metazoa, Chordata, Actinopteri, Carangiformes, Carangidae. The record is from RefSeq and is a predicted model, not a curated record. Gene Ontology annotation, cellular component: ciliary basal body.